AUCCCAUCUCUCAUCCCUCUAUCUAUUAAGAUUCAAGAUUUUGCAGGUGGGUUGCUGGCUCAUGUCAGAUCUGCUCUAUCUUGAAUCUUAAUAGAAAUAUCUUUUAAAUUAAGAUUUAAUUUCCGAUAUGAACAGAAACACCAACACCCUUCGUGUAGAUCCCGCCUCCAGAAUCUUCCCUGUUUGUGAAUCGAUAGAUAUGGACAUGGAUAUGGAUUUAGAUACAGAUAUCGACCACUUCGACCGCCUUCCUGAUUCUCUUCUUUUAUUAGUUUUUAACAACAUCGGUGACGUUAAGGCUCUGGGUAGAUGCUGUGUGGUUUCUCGCCGUUUCCACUCUUUGGUUCCUCAAGUUGAAAACGUCGUCGUUCGGGUUGAUUGUGUUAUCUCUGACGACGAUUCUUCCUCUUCUACCUCCGAAAAAUCUCGAUCUCCUUUUUCCAAUCUUUUUCGUUUGGUGUUUGGUGGGAUCGUCAAACCUCUGCAAGCCCUUGGCCAAUUUUUGGGUCCCAAAAGAACCCCCCAAUUUCACCAUAACAAUCAUCUCAACAACACCAACGCCGCGGCCCUGUGUGCAGCCUCAGCCGCAGCCUCUACUUCUGGCUCUACCUUAUCUGUUGGUAACCACACCAACCACCACGAUGAUGACGGAGAAAUCGAUCAAGCCGGUGUCACCCACCACUCUCCCACUCAAGUUUUGAAGAAUUUCAACGAGAUUCGUUUUCUCCGAAUCGAAUUACCCAGCGGAGAACUCGGGAUCGACGAUGGCGUGUUAUUGAAAUGGAGAGCUGAUUUUGGUUCAACGCUUGAUAACUGUGUCAUUCUUGGGGCUGCAUCCGUUAUAAAUAACGCCUACAAAUUUCAUCAUGAAAAUGAAGCACAGGUUUCUUGUGUUACUGAUGAUAAUGGAAGUAUACCCGAGUCCUUUUACACCAACGGUGGGUUGAAAUUACGAGUUGUUUGGACAAUUAGUUCCUUGAUUGCUGCAUCUGCUAGACAUUAUUUACUUCAACCCAUAAUAGCUGAGCACACGACGCUGGAUAGUUUGGUUUUGACGGACGCUGACGGGCAAGGAGUGUUAUGUAUGAAUAGGGAGCAGCUAGAGGAGCUUAGAGUGAAGCCAUUGUCGGCUUCUUCUGCUUCGAAGAGGACGCUGGUACCAGCCCUUAAUAUGAGGCUCUGGUACGCGCCCCAUUUAGAAUUGCCAAAUGGGGUUGUUCUGAAAGGAGCAACUUUGGUUGCUAUUAGGCCUACUGAUCAGUCUGCCGCGAAGAAGGACGUGGCUGAUGGCUCCUGGGUCGCAUCUGCUUUCGAGGAACCAUAUGGGACCGCAGCCAAGAUGCUUGUCAAGAGGAGGACUUACUGUUUGGAGAUGAACUCUUUCUGAUGGGGGUUUACAGGCUCAGGUAAAGCACAAUGGCUGGAUGUAAAAGGUUGUGGAUGCUUUCGGGAAGGGAAAUUUCAGAGAACAGUUUUGUAUUAUGUGUAGCCUAGAUUGGGUGAAUCGUCCUGUGAAGUUAAAUCUUGCUUCGGACUUCAGCCAAAAGACCCAUCAUAGGUUAAUAAUGUGCUGGAAAUCUUUCAUCUUUUGUGCUUAAAGUAAUAGUUUGAAUGCAUCUGCUGGUUGUUUUGUUUCAGGCACAUGCUUGUAAGAGUGCACACAUGCAACUAGAUUGAUGUUGUAAGAGCUUUGAGUUUGUAGUCUUUUUCUUCUAUCUGUAAUUUCUCUAUAUGUGAAUAGUGUAGGUAUCAGCAUGUUAUGCUUAUGUUAUAUACUCUAGACGUUCCCUGAUCAAUUUAGUUUGCCAUGAGCUUAAAACAA
This is a messenger RNA of Pistacia vera, 1822 nucleotides long. Its product is annotated as F-box protein At4g18380-like. The record is from RefSeq and is a predicted model, not a curated record. Bases 128 to 1387 code for a protein of 419 amino acids. Gene Ontology annotation, molecular function: protein binding. The transcript is spliced from 2 exons. Lineage: Eukaryota; Viridiplantae; Streptophyta; Magnoliopsida; Sapindales; Anacardiaceae.